Molecule: messenger RNA, 2364 nt
Organism: Micropterus dolomieu (smallmouth bass)
Lineage: Eukaryota; Metazoa; Chordata; Actinopteri; Centrarchiformes; Centrarchidae
Gene: idh3b
Product: isocitrate dehydrogenase (NAD(+)) 3 non-catalytic subunit beta
Exons: 11
Coding region: 101-1273 (390 amino acids)
Biological process (GO): isocitrate metabolic process; tricarboxylic acid cycle
Cellular component (GO): mitochondrion
Molecular function (GO): oxidoreductase activity, acting on the CH-OH group of donors, NAD or NADP as acceptor; magnesium ion binding; NAD binding
Source: RefSeq, a predicted model, not a curated record
AUGUUACAAUAACAGUUGUGUCCGUUUGGAGGCACUAUUGUCCCGCAGUCAGACCCCUGUUACCUCUACAAAACCACAGAAGAAAUAGCUCAGUCGCUGCAUGCUUGUGACGAUGGCGGCCGCCAUGAGAGGAAGCUUUGUAACAUUGGUCAAGGGCCUGAGCGGCCCCCGGUGGCAGCAGCUGGUGUCUCGACCAUUGAGUGUGUCUGCUGGUCUCCGUUGCCCAGAACCCCCGCCGGCCCGCGCUGAUGCUACCUUCAAGGUCACAAUGGUGCCAGGGGAUGGAGUGGGACCUGAGCUGAUGACCGCUGUCAAGGAAGUGUUCAAGGCAGGAGACGUCCCAGUAGAAUUUGAGGAGUUUCACCUGAGUGAGGUGCAGAACAUGGCUAGUGAGGACAAGCUGGAGCAAGUGUUAACUUCUAUGAAGAACAACAAAGUGGCCAUGAAAGGAAAGAUUCACACACCCAUGGAGUUCAAAGGGGAGCUGGCUUCAUAUGAGAUGAGACUGAGGCGUAAACUGGACCUGUUUGCUAAUGUGGUUCAUGUGAACAGCCUGCCGGGCUACAGCACUCGCCACAACAACCUGGACCUGGUCAUCAUCCGCGAACAGACCGAGGGAGAGUAUAGCUCCCUUGAGCACGAGAGUGUGACGGGUGUGAUUGAAUGUUUGAAAAUAAUCACCAGAGAGAAGUCACGGCGCAUCGCCAAGUUUGCCUUUGAUUAUGCCACCAAGAAAGGGCGAAACAAGGUCACCGCUGUUCACAAGGCCAACAUCAUGAAAUUAGGUGAUGGCCUGUUUCUGCAGUGCUGUGCGGAGGUGGCGCAACUGUACCCCAAAAUCAAAUAUGAGACCAUAAUCAUCGAUAACUGUUGCAUGCAGCUGGUCCAGAACCCAUACCAGUUUGACGUGCUGGUCAUGCCCAACCUGUAUGGAAACAUUAUUGACAACCUAGCAGCAGGGCUGGUUGGAGGAGCGGGUGUUGUUCCUGGGGAAAGCUACAGUGCAGAGUAUGCUGUGUUUGAGACUGGUGCACGCCACCCCUUCGCACAAGCUGUCGGAAGGAACAUUGCGAACCCAACAGCCAUGCUGCUCAGUGCCGCUAACAUGCUCAGGCACCUCAACCUUGAAUAUCACUCCCAAAUGGUGUCAGAUGCUGUCAAAAGGGUCAUCAAACAGGGCAAGGUACGGACACGAGACCUUGGCGGGUACUCCACCACUGGAGACUUUGUGCAAGCUGUUGUGGAAAACCUGCACCACCGUCCUGUUUACUAAGAUGUUCCAUCACACUCGUCCCUGACAUUUCUUUAAAUCUGGAGAUUGUUCUUAACAUGAACUGGACGCAUCUUAAGACUCACCUCCCCUCCCGCUGCCAGAUGACAUUUGUGGCGCUCCGUUUUUGCAAACGCCAUGAGUUGCAUCCUAAUGUCUGAUUUUAUACUGGAUUUGCUGAUUGAUCCAGUGGGAUCAGUGGUGCCUUGUGCUCAUGAGGCAUCCUUUCAGAGAUUUGUCAUAUUGUUGUCUUCCUCGUAGCUUGUGUCCAUCUCUUUGUGACUUUUUAUAUUUGCUGGGGGGUUUUUUUGUUUUUUUUUUACUCUGCUGAUUUAAUCUUUUCACCCAUGCAGGGACACCUUUUUGUUUGCCUGCUUUCAUGGCCUGCGCUUGUUGUGUUUCAGUCUACCUCUCUGCCAUCACAGAUUGUGAGAAACCAGACUGCCUAUAUCAGCUAAUGUGCUUUUGGCUCACUCUUCACCACCACCAUACCUGACUUUUAUCUCAUUUUCUGAUAGUUGUUUCAGUUUUGAGUGAAGAGGCUGACUGCUUAUGUUGAUAAAUAUACAGUAUGAUAACACUGCUGCUUCAUGACCCACUAAUACUGCAACAUACACGUUUCUUAAUGUUUUUAAUAUUACUGCCAUCGCAGUGCUGAAACUCAACUAAACCCUGAAAAUGUUGCUGUGAGUUACUGUGUAGCAAAGGCAGAAUUCAUGUUUCUUGUUGUGAUAUUAAUAAUCCAGUUACUAUUUUAACACUUAAUAUAUUUAAACAGAAUUUUCAAGGACUCCUAUAAACAACUUUUGUAUAAGAUGAUGCUGCUCAUGCCACUGAUGCUGUAAGAGUUCAAACAACUGCUUGGUCUCACCAGUUCAUCUGUCAUGCUUUUUGUAUUACUAGGCUGCAAUUUAGUCAUUUUCAAAUUUGGACGUCACAAGUAGGUUGGUUGUCGGUUGUUUGCCACAAAUAAGUCAUUCAGAAGUUACUGUACUCUUGUUUUGACCUUUUGGCAUGAUCGUGUGUGUGUACCACAACCAGUGUAAACAGUGUCCUGUUCUUUCACGGUUGCAUAUUAAAGCUUGUCACACGAA